AUGCCACAAAAAUGUUACGCAGUAUCGCUUAGUCCUGCUCAAUUCUGGCAAACUGAAAACGUUCUGAAUUCCAAGCUCCCCAUGCUCGCUGCUCAAAUUGUCUACACCGUAUUGGUGUCUCGUAUUUUCUUCUUUAUCUUAAAACCCCUCCAUCAACCUCGUCUUAUUUCGCAGAUCUCUGUUGGUUUCCUACUGACUCCACCAUUAUUAGGGAGAUUCCCAUAUGUUUUCCAUCUCCUUUAUCCAAAAGAAGGGGUCAUUAGUGUUGAAGUCUUGUGUAACAUUGGUGUCAUCUACUAUGUAUUCCUCAGUGGUUUGGAGAUGAACUUAAACACCAUUCUAUACGUAAAAAAGAAGCCUGCUAGCAUCGCAGUUGCUGGGAUCAUCUUUCCCAUAGUUAUGGCACCAGCAUUCUAUGCUCUUCAUCGAAAAUUUUAUGCCGGUACCAGACUUGAAGAAAGUACAAUUAAUUCUUAUUUACUUUGGACAUUAGUUAUCACUGUUACAGGUUUUCCAGUCCUUGCUCACACCCUUUCUGAGCUCAAGCUCCUUUAUACUGGUCUUGGCAAAGCUGCUUUAACAGCUGCCAUGAUUGGUGACACUUAUAGUUGGAUUCUUUUCACAUUGUUGGUUCCAUUUUCAAUUAAUGGUCAAAGAGGCACCUACUCAGUGCUAAGCACCGUGUUAUUCAUUGUUUUCUGCAUCAUUGUGUUACGUCCUAUGGUUGUAAGGUUUAUUGAUCCCAAGACAGAUAAGGAAGACUGGGAUUAUGAUCAAUUACUCUUUGUUGUGAUGGGGGUUUUCGCUUGUUCUUAUAUUACUGAGAUUCUUGGGUCACAUGGCAUUGUUGGGGCUUUUGUGUUUGGAUUAAUUUUACCUCAUGGGAGAUUUGCCGACUUGGUGAUGUCAGUUUCAGAUGAUUUUGGUAGCGGGUUUAUGGCACCGCUCUUUUUCUCAGGCAGUGGAUUUAGACUUCAGUUGAACUAUUUGUUUAACCAGGCACAUUGGCCAUUGACACUGCUUGUGGUGCUCUUGUUGUGUGUCCCAAAGAUUCUAAGCACUUUAUUUGCCACUUCUUUCUUUGGUAUGCGCACUCGAGAUGGUUUAGCACUUGGAUUGCUUCAGAAUACAAAGGGAGCCAUAGCACUCAUAAUGCUAAACAUUGCUUGGGAUAGAUUGAUUAUUUCUGAACCAACCUAUUGUGUUCUUACCUCCGGUGUUCUUCUUAUGACUGUAAUGGUGUCUCCCAUCAUUGAUGCCAUCUACAAGCCAAGAAAGAUAUUUGAGCAGAUCAAGCUAAAGACUAUACAAAAGCUAAGAGUUGAUGCAGAGCUCCGAAUUCUGGCAUGCGUCCACAAUAUUCGCCAUGCUACCGGCAUGAUCAACAUAGUUGAAUCUUUUAAUGCCACCAGAGUUUCCCCAAUGCAUGUUUUUGCCCUUUACCUUGUUGAACUUACAGCACGGGGUGCUGCCCUUGUUGCUGCACAUAUGGAGAGGCUUUGUAGCAAUCACGGAGAACAAAAUCUGACCAGAACACAGGCAGAGUUAGAAAGCAUCACCAAUACCUUUGAAGCAUUUGGAGAGGCAUAUGAUGCUGUGAGAGUUGAGGCCUCAAAUGUUGUGUCAGACUAUGCAACGAUUCAUGAGGACAUAUACAACUCAGCAAAAGAGAAAGGGACAAGCUUAAUUCUUCUUCCAUUCCACAAACAUCUAAAUUCAGAAGGUGCGCUUGAAACAACAAGUGCUGUAUACAAGGAUAUAAACCAAAAAGUAAUGCAAGGUGCACCUUGUUCUGUGGGAAUCUUUGUUGAUCGUGAUCUUGGGUCAUUGUUCAAAAUGAACAUGCGUAUUCUUAUGAUCUUUGUUGGAGGACCUGAUGAUCGUGAAGCCUUAGCUGUUGCAAGGAGGAUGGCAGGGCAUCCAGGAAUCAAACUAUCAGUGGUUCGGAUUCUUUUGUUAGAUGAAGCUGCAGAAGUAGACACUUCAGUUAAAGAGGAAGCACAUGGGUUGAUGUUUGGAGUAUUAGAUAGUGAGAAGCAAAAAGAGUUAGAUGAUGAGUAUAUAAGUUCAUUUAGACUUACGGCAGUGAACAAUGAUGAUUCUAUAUCCUACUCAGAGAUUGAUGUCCGUACAAGUGAAGAUAUUCCCGUAGUCCUCAAAGAACUAGACAAAAUUAGUUCCGAUUUAUACAUAGUUGGACAAAGGAAUUGUAGGAACUCUCGGGUGAUAUCAAAUUUAUUGGAAUGGUGUGAUUGCUUAGAACUUGGAGUAAUAGGGGAUAUUUUAGCAUCUGACAGUUUUGGUUCGCGCUCAUCUUUGCUAGUUGUGCAACAAUAUGGGUAUGGAGGAAUGAGUUUUGGAAAACAUCACAACCACAAGGCCACUAAUAAUGGUGAUUUUCAGCAGCUUGUAUUGAAACCACGCGUAGCUAACGAAGAAAUCUACAAUAUAGUAGAAGUUGGGAAAUAA
Molecule: messenger RNA, 2469 nt
Organism: Gastrolobium bilobum
Lineage: Eukaryota; Viridiplantae; Streptophyta; Magnoliopsida; Fabales; Fabaceae
Product: cation/H(+) antiporter 15-like
Exons: 4
Coding region: 1-2469 (822 amino acids)
Biological process (GO): regulation of pH; proton transmembrane transport
Cellular component (GO): membrane; endomembrane system
Molecular function (GO): antiporter activity
Source: RefSeq, a predicted model, not a curated record